This is a messenger RNA of Fusarium verticillioides 7600, 3606 nucleotides long. RefSeq names its product dynein heavy chain 1, cytosolic. Gene Ontology annotation, biological process: microtubule-based movement. Gene Ontology annotation, molecular function: minus-end-directed microtubule motor activity; dynein intermediate chain binding; dynein light intermediate chain binding. The transcript has 3 exons. Lineage: Eukaryota; Fungi; Ascomycota; Sordariomycetes; Hypocreales; Nectriaceae. The coding region runs from base 1 to 3606 and encodes 1201 amino acids. Gene Ontology annotation, cellular component: dynein complex. The record is from RefSeq and is a predicted model, not a curated record.
AUGAACCCCCCCGAGGACGGCCUCUCUUCCAAGGCUGCUACCAGUCCUGCCUUGUUCAACCGUUGUGUUCUCAAUUGGUUUGGUGACUGGUCCGACCAAGCCCUGUUCCAGGUCGGCCAUGAGCUCACCCAGUCUAUCGAUCUGGACCGAAGCAAUUUCGAAUGCCCUGAUACCGUCCCUGUGGCCUAUCGUGGCCUGCAGCUGCCUCCAUCCCAUCGCGAGACCGUUGUCAACUCUAUGGUUUACAUUCACUACUCCUUGCAACGGUACAAUGAGAAGCUCUUCAAGCAACAGGGCAAGGUCACUUUCCUAACCCCUCGUCACUUCCUCGAUUUCGUUGCCCAGUACGUCAAGCUUUAUAACGAGAAACGGGAGGAUCUCGAGGAACAGCAACGCCACCUGAAUGUUGGCCUAGAGAAGCUCAGAGACACUGUCGACAAGGUUCGAGAUCUAAGAGUAAGCCUGGCAGAGAAGAAGAAACAACUGGAGCAGAAGGAUGCCGAGGCCAAUGAGAAGCUGCAACGAAUGGUGGCUGAUCAGCGACUGGCGGAGCAAGAAAAGACCGCAUCGCUUGAGAUCCAGGCUGCUUUGGAUAAGCAAGAAGUUGAGGUUGCGUCACGGAAGAAGGUUGUGCUGGAGGAUCUGGCAAAGGCAGAACCUGCGGUCGAGGAAGCAAAGGCUAGCGUCAGUAACAUCAAGCGUCAACACUUGACUGAAGUCAGAUCCAUGGGCAAUCCACCUCAAGGUGUGCGGCUUGCUAUGGACGCCGUGUGUACGCUUCUUGGUCACAGGAUCAACGAUUGGAAGGCCGUACAGGGUAUCGUACGAAAGGAUGACUUCAUCGCUAGCAUUCUCAUGUUCGACAACGCCAAGCAAAUGACGAAGGCUCUCAGGAACAAGAUGCGUAACGAUUUCCUGUCCAACCCUGAAUUUACAUUCGAGAAGGUCAACCGCGCCUCGAAGGCCUGCGGACCCCUCGUUCAGUGGGUCAGCGCUCAAGUCAACUACUUCGACAUUCUUGAUCGUGUUGGCCCUCUCAAGCUCGAGGUCGAGGAAUUGGAGGAGAAAGCUCUGAACACCAAAGCAGACGCCAAGGCUGUGCAGAACAAGAUUGCAGACCUGGAAUCUAGCAUAAAUAGGUACAAGACGGAAUAUGCUGCGCUAAUUAGCGAGACACAAUCUAUCAAAGCCGAGAUGUCCAAGGUCCAGUUCAAGGUCGAUCGCAGUGUUAGGCUUCUCGACAGCUUGUCCUCGGAACGAGUUCGCUGGGAAGAGGGAAGCAAGUCUUUUGAGAUCCAAAUCAGCACAUUGGUCGGAGAUGUCCUUGUUGCUGCUGCUUUCUUGGCCUACAGCGGCCUCUAUGACCAGACUUCCGAAAAGUUCCUGCAGAGAGAAUGCAAAGAUCGACGCCUGACAGUGACUAGUUUCUUGGAUGAUACGUUUACCAAGCAACUCGAGAGUUCUCUUCGGUUCGGAAACCCCAUCCUAAUCCAGGAUGCGGAGCAUUUGGAUCCCAUCCUCAACCACGUCCUCAACAAGGAAUACCAGAAGACAGGUGGCCGUGUCCUCAUUCAACUGGGCAAGCAGGAGAUCGACUUUUCGCCUGCCUUCAAGAUCUAUCUAUCCACUCGUGACCCAUCGGCUACUUUCGCUCCUGAUAUUUGCAGUCGAACCACUUUUGUCAACUUUACUGUCACACAGAGCAGUCUUCAGACUCAGUCUCUUAACGAUGUACUCAAGUCUGAGCGUCCUGAUGUUGACGAGCGGCGUUCCAACCUCAUCAAGCUUCAGGGAGAGUUCAAGGUCCAUUUGCGACAGCUGGAGAAACGACUACUUCAGGCCCUCAACGAGUCUCGUGGCAACAUUCUCGAUGAUGACAACGUCAUUGAAACUCUAGAGACUCUCAAGACUGAGGCUGCAGAAAUUUCUGGCAAGAUGAGCAGCACCGAAGGUGUCAUGGCUGAAGUCGAGGAGAUUACACAACAGUACAGUAUCGUCGCCCGAUCAUGUAGUGCCGUCUUUGCUGUUCUUGAACAACUCCACUACCUCAACCAUUUCUACCAAUUCUCGCUCCAGUACUUCCUCGACAUUUUCCAUUCGGUGCUCCACGGAAACAAAAAUUUGGCUGGCCAGACUGACCACAAUGUCCGGCGUGAUGUUAUCGUCAAGGAUCUUUUCAUCAACACGUUCAAGCGAACCGCUCUGGGUCUGCUCCAGAAGGAUCGGGUGACUCUUGGGAUGCUCCUCGCACAGGCUUCGCCCUACAAGAUGGACAAGUCUUUGAUUGACAUCAUCCUCGAUAACAGUGUUGAAGGUAAGGACCUCUCUUCAGAUCCCGAUGAGAGAGAUCUGGCCUUCACCCAGGCUAAGAAGAUUGGUGUUCUCAAGGAAAAAUUGGACGCCGUCCCUGCUGAGGAUUGGGAUAAGUUCUUUACCGAGGAGUUAGCCGAGAACGCUGUGCCACCGAUCUGGGAUGAUAGGACCGAGGCCAUGGAUCGAGCACUCCUGUCUCUUCUGCUCGUAAAGCUUUUCAGGAUGGACCGGUUUGUUCCUGCUGCUGAACGUUUCGUCAACGAGGUUUUUGGCUCGGGCAUCUUUGACGUCGUCGAAGACCUCAAAGAGACAGUUACUCAAGUGUCGGCUACAUUGCCAAUCUCUCUGGUGUCGAGCCCCGGUUUCGAUGCCAGUUACAAGGUGGAUAAUUUGGUGGAGAGAAUGCGUGUCAAGUGCACAAACAUUGCCAUGGGUUCCAAUGAAGGCCUGGCCAGUGCGGACAAAGCAAUUAGCAACGCCGCUCAAACGGGCUCAUGGGUCUUGGUCAAGAACGUUCACUUGGCCCCUACCUGGCUACAGAGUCUGGAGAAGCGCAUGGGGUCACUCAACCCUCACUCAGACUUCCGUCUGUUCCUGUCCAUGGAGUCAAGCCUGAAGAUCCCAGUCAACCUGCUCCGGGCCUCUCGCGUGCUCAUGUACGAGCAACCCGCUGGUGUUAGGGCCAACAUGAAGGACUCUAUGUCUUCCCUGUCUACACGAGCUACCAAGAGCCCUGUCGAGAGAACUCGUCUUUACUUGCUUCUAUCUUUCUUGCAUGCAGUGGUGCAAGAAAGAUUGCGAUACGCACCCAAUCUGGGUUGGAGGGGAUUCUGGGAGUUUAAUGAUAGUGAUUAUGAAUGUUCUGCGUUCAUCGUUGAUACUUGGAUUGACGGAGUGGCUGGAAGCCGGACCAAUAUUGCUCCCCAGAACAUUCCUUGGGAGAUGCUCCGCUACAUGGUGACUGAGACUUACGGUGGCAAGAUCGAUGAUGAAGGGGACUUUAGACUGCUCUCUCAACUCGUCACAUCGUUCUUGACUCCUGCCGCCUACGAAGUUGACCACAAACUCGUUGAUGGGCCUGACGGCGGCCUUGCUGUGCCCUCCGGCACGAAUCUACAGGACUUCAAUGCUUGGAUUCACCGCCUACCCGAGCGCGAGCCGCCUACCUACCUUGGCCUUCCUGCCAAUGCUGAGAAACUCCUUCUCGGCGAUCUUGGUCGAAGUUUGAUUGGGAACGUGCGCAAGGUCACAGAGCUACUUGAUGAAGGCGAGCAGUUGGUGACGGACGUGUAG